This is a messenger RNA of Epithele typhae, 798 nucleotides long. RefSeq lists its product as uncharacterized. The transcript is spliced from 7 exons. NCBI's taxonomy places the organism in Eukaryota, Fungi, Basidiomycota, Agaricomycetes, Polyporales, Epitheliaceae. The record is from RefSeq and is a predicted model, not a curated record. The coding region runs from base 1 to 798 and encodes 265 amino acids.
AUGGGGGGCCCAACGAUAAACGAGGCAUAUUUUAUUUCCUUGUUCGCAGAGGCGAUCUUGUUUGGCAAGAUGAUCGCGCUGAUCGUCAUCAUGUACUGCAUGUCUACGGCGCACACUGCGCUGGGACUGCGCAUAAACCUCAUUGCCUUGACCAAGCAACACGGACUUAAUAGCGGGAAUUCGAUUCUCAGCACCCGAGGGACCUCUCUAAUGUGGAUAGAGGAGUGCUUGGAGAUGGUCAACUGCGUUAUCGGUGAUGCAGUCGUCUGCUGGAGGACGUGGGUCCUCUACGGACGCAAACGGAGGGUUCUGAUUUUUCCUGUUGUAUGCAUUGUAGGCGGUAUCGUAUCUGCGGCGGGUUUGGCUGUGUCUCUAGCCGAGUCAGGAUCAGGAGAUCAGCUGUUCACAAGCAGAACAAGGCUGUGGUUCGUGCUCUUCGGAGGGCUCACAUUCAUCGCGAAUAUGUACUCGGUGGUGCUGCUCUGCUGGAAAGCUCGGUCUCUGCGGUCCCACAUCGGACUCUUAGGAAAAUCCCCAUGCCGGAGUGCCCUGGUAAUCAUCGUUGAAUCCGGCGCAGUUUACUGCCUCUCUUGGGUCAUUGUCACGGCGUUGUUUCUUCUCGAGAGUAACGGCGUUUACGCCAUGGUCAGUAUGAUGAACCACCUCACGGGUAUGUACCCGACGGCCAUCAUCAUCCUCGUCUGCCUCAAGAUCACCUUUCACGACGAUGUGACUCGCCAUGAGACACUUGAGACACUGCGAUUCGACACAGGCAGCAGGAGAUUCAUUGGACAGUGA